Molecule: messenger RNA, 4488 nt
Organism: Tyto alba (common barn owl)
Lineage: Eukaryota; Metazoa; Chordata; Aves; Strigiformes; Tytonidae
Gene: SYCP2
Product: synaptonemal complex protein 2
Exons: 43
Coding region: 3-3953 (1316 amino acids)
Source: RefSeq, a predicted model, not a curated record
AAAUGGCAGCCAGGAAUGAGAUGCAGUUUGAAAAGUUAAUUGAUGAAGUUACAAGAAAAAAAGAUUUCCAAUUCUUGGAACGAUUUCUGGCAACAGAAGACUGUGAAAAUGUCUCUCACAAAUGCAGCAAACAGUUUGUCAACAAAUUAGACAAGCUUCUGUGUCGGGAACUGGACAAACAAGAAAUCAAAAGCAUUUCCAUUUUACUAAACUCUAUUGAGAAAUGUGGGAAAAAAAUCAGCAUAGCAGGAGAAGAUGGGCUCCUAGCAAUGAUAAAAUACGGUCUUAUUGGAAGGAUGGUUAAUUGGUUUGAAAAGGUAAAAGGAAUUUUGAUCCUCAGUGGAAAUGAAAAGAAUGAAAUGCUUAUAAGUCUGGCUGAAGAUUUCUUCAACGUGUUGCUGGCUAUAUGUGAUAGCAGAGCUGAAGGUAAAAUUAAAAUACUAGAAAACUUUCUUCUGAGAACAUGUACCCUCAUCGCUGAUGUAAGAAUUAAUAUUUAUGUUCAGCAUGAGGUAGUAAGAAAACUUAAUUUAAUGCUAGACAACGCGCCUCGAGAUGCCAGAAAAAAGCUAUUUUCUACAAAGGAAAUGUUGCUUGUCAUGAGUGACAUGGGGAGGAGGAUUUUGGAUGCUGGAGACUAUGACCUCCAAGUAGCCAUUACGGAAGCUUUAUGCAGAAUGAUAGCAGAGAAACAAAGAGGACAACUGGCGUACCAGUGGUUUUCCAUGGAGUUUGUGUCCAAUGCAUUUAAAGGAAUUAAAGAUUCUGAGUUUGAAACAGAUUGCAGAAAAUUUCUUAACCAAGUGAAUGGCAUGCUUGGAGACAAAAGAAGGGUUUUUACAUAUCCGUGUUUAUCAGCAGCCCUUGAUAAAUAUGAGCUACAGAUACCUUUGGAUGAAAAUCUUGAAGAAUUUUGGGUUGAUUUCAAUGUUGGUAGCAGAAGUAUAUCUUUCUAUGUGGCAGCAGAUGAUGCAGAUCAUCAGUGGGAAACAGUCAUUAUACCAGAAGAAGAGGUAGACCUGUACAGCCUCGAAGAAAAAGAAUCAAAGAAAUUAUUAACAAUCGAUCUAAAAAGCCCAAUGAGUGUGGGUAAUCAAGAAGGAGAGAAAUUUUUUUUAUAUUUUGAUUCUAUCUUGGAAAUCAGAGAUGUUACCAGAAAGAUUUAUGGAUUUAGUAAAUGUAAGGGCUUUCAAAAGAAGCAGUCUGCAUCAGUUGCCAAAACAACUGUACAUGUCGUCUUUGAUGAAAGUGGAUCACAGGUUCUGGUACCAGAAAGUCAGUUGUCACCAUGUUUGGAAGAAAGAUCUGAAGAAAUGGAGAAACUCAGGAAGUACAAAACCCAGCAACUUCCUGGAACUUUGAGGACUUUGAACAAAAAUAACAAUCAAGAAAAAUGCAGAGGUGGUUCCUCCAAGGUAACUGCAUCUUCUAAAAGGAAAGUGUCUGAAGCAUCUGUGGCUAUUCCUGGAACUACAAGAUUUUCCACAAAGAGUCCACUGACGUUUGUUAGCAUGUCCACGCCUUGUAAAGGACGAUUUAAAUUACCUUUGGAAAUGAUGAGCUCUUCUGAAAAGUCUAACAAUAAUGUAGUAAAUGAGACCAGAACAAAGAACCUCUAUCAAGGACCUACUGGACAAAUGUGUGCUGACAAAAUUUUAGAGAUGUUAGAAGAGGCAGAAAUUGAGGCCACACAAAAGCAAACUUUAGAUGAAGCGUUAGAUAUUGUUCCUGAUUCUCAGCCACUAGGGAGAAGCAACAAUCAUUUGCUGUCUGGUCUUUUGGAGAGUUCUUUUGAUAAAACCAGAACAUCAAAAAAAAGAGCAUGCUCUGUUCCUGAUAAGAAUAUAACAACUGGUGGCAAGCAAAACCUAAAUCCAUCAUUGGCACAUAUGUCCCAUCCAGUUAGAGUGUCUGAAACAUCUUUGUAUUCUGAUUUUGCAAGAGAGGAACCUGAUGUUGCCUUGAAAAAAGAGACAGCAAAUCCAAAACAAUCAAAGACGAAAACAAAGUCUAAAGAAGUGACAGAUGCAACAAAAUCACUGAUUAGUAAAAUCAGUGACAGAUAUAAAGUAAAGACUGAUGGGAAAAGCAAAGCAAGAGACUCCUUGGGUUUUAGCAGGACACAUUUAAAUAAACCCUGUGUCUCUAAGGAAGAAGUUCAGGAUAGAAACCUGAACAGCACUACUUUUCUUAAUGUAACUGCUGGUCAUAUUAUGGAUGAUGUCUACAACUUUAACAUCAGUGGGUUUGAUGAGCCUACAAUAAAGCUUGGAUCUGCUGAAUUGGUGAAAGUAGUAAAGCAAAUCCAUGAAUUGCAUGUUACUGAACUGAGUGUUCGUAAAGAUCCAAACAAAAAAGGGAAUGCAGAUGACAGUAAAACUAGCACUGAAGUGAAAGGCAGGAAAAAAACUAUAAACAAUCAAAACAAGAAGCAUCUCUUUAGUGACACAGACACAGAAUACAGAGGUGAAGACAGCAAGACAGACAUUAGUUGGCUACAAGAAUCAAAUAGAAAAUCGAAAGCCCAGUUAAUUGAUUACAGUAGAAAUAAAAACUUAGGAAAACCAAUAAGCACAGACAACAGUAAAUUCUCUGAACCUGCUUGCCAAGUGGAUAAGCCUAAAGGCAAAAGUGCAAGUAAGAAAAAGAUAAAUGAAUGUAAGAAGCAGAAUUCAAAAACUGAUGAAACGAUAGAACAAACCACCAGACAAAAACGACCUCGAAGAGCAGCGUUAGCAAAAAAUUACAAAGAGCCUUCCAGUUCAGAGUCCGAGAGUGAAGGGAAAUCUUCAGCAUGCACCUCUAAGGAGGAGAAGUCAAAAAUACAGAAACAUGUGAAUGGGGAAAAAAAGGAUGGUAUUCAGCAAAGGGAACUCCAGAAUAUUGUAUCUGUGGAGCCAAAGAGAGUAGCUAACUACGUACAUAAAGUAUUGAUUAAAUCAAAAAAUUCCGCAGAGCUAAAGGAAAUUGAAAUGCCUUCAUCUGAGAGCCCUUUAUCUCUUGAGACACUGAGAUGUGCUGAAAGUUUCAAACCUUGCUUCUCAGAUACACUUUCUAUUAAAGGAAAACUACAAGAUACCACUAAACCUAUCACCAGAAGUAAAGAGGAUUCUAUACCAACAUCUCCAUUGUCUGUUUCCAGUGGAAGUAAAGUACAGUCUUGGAGUGAAGAACCUUAUGGCCCCAUACAUGAGUCAGGACCAACUAUACAGACAUUUCUCAAACGAAGGGACCGCAGUGAUACAGAAAGCAAUUCUGAUGAAGCAGAACCAGGCAAAGAGGAGGAAAAGAGAGGAAAGAGAAGAACAAAGUUACAGCCUAGAAAAUUAUUUAAAACAGAUGAUGCUGUUACUUACAGAGUGUCUGAAAGUCUGUCUACUAUAUCUGUAAAUGAUCUGUCUGUUUUGGAUGGGGAAAUCUGGGAACCUGGUUGUUCAACUAUCAGUAUAUGUCAGAAGCUCCAAAAAGAAUGUACUAAGAAAAUUGAGAGCCGCUCACGGAAAAUGGAUCAUUUUACUAAGCAAUCAUUAAGAGCUGCCCAUGAGCAUUUGACAACAAUGAUUUACCAGCUUCAUGAAUGCAGGAUCAGGCAGCUGGACAAAUUCCAUUUUGCUCUCCUUGAGGAACUUGAGAAUUUUGAAAAAGAUUCUCAGUCCCUGAAAAACAUGGAAAAAGAAUUCUCGACCUUUUGGAAAAAACAUACGCUUACUUUUAGUACAUACAUGAAAAAUGAGCAACAGAGAAUUCAGAUUCUUAAAACUUCAUUUGAAAAGAAUAUCUACCAUGCUGUUGACUAUGAAGAACGUAUUUUUACUUCAGAGAUGCUUUUGAUGAAAGAAGACAUAAAAGGACUCCAAGAGAAACUUCUUAAAGAAAUGCAAGAAGAAGAACUGUGUAAUGUUCGCAGAGGAUUGCAGACAUUGUUUCAAUCAGAAGAUAGAAUUCUGAAAUAAUAUUUUCAGAUACCUUCCUGAAAUUCAAGGUGAAUAUAAACACACUUUUAUAAUGUAAAAUUUGACAACUUUUAAACUUGACAACUUUUUUUUUUACACUUAAGGAAACUGUUGUAAUGAAAGCAUAUUUUCCAUAUUAAAAUCUUUAUGGGUAAGACUUCUUUUAUAUGUGAGAUUUGGAAGUACUUUACUGAAUAUGCUAAAAUGCAAUAUGUAAAUUUUUGGAGUUUUAGCACAUACUAUUUUUGAAGAAGUCUUUAACAAUUUCUAUAGGUUAUUUAAGUGAAUUUCAGAGAAAUCACUUCAAAUUUUACUUUGAACUUAUGUUUUGGGUCUGUUGUGUAUAGAAUACCCCUUUUGUCUGAUCCAGAAUACAGUCAGAAAUUAUUUAGGGAUCAAAUUGCCUGUAUUGAUCUCAGUCCUAUUUGUCUGUGGUUUUAGACUUCAGUAGGAGUUUCUAAGAGAAAACAAAGCUCUAAACACUUGUGGUUGAACUAUGUUGCAAAUAGUUGUAUUAAAUAUUUCGAGAAAAAUA